Molecule: messenger RNA, 1874 nt
Organism: Penaeus indicus
Lineage: Eukaryota; Metazoa; Arthropoda; Malacostraca; Decapoda; Penaeidae
Product: alkaline phosphatase-like
Exons: 12
Coding region: 161-1843 (560 amino acids)
Biological process (GO): dephosphorylation
Molecular function (GO): alkaline phosphatase activity
Source: RefSeq, a predicted model, not a curated record
GCCCUGUCGAGAACACGUCGCAUUAGCUCCUCCUCCGCUGGUCCUCCUGAGUGACGACAGAACUCGGGAGAUACGAAUUUCAUUUUUUUUAAACGACGGAGGCCACUUUGAAGAUUAUUUUCUUUAGGAUUCCGUGACUAAGUCCGAAGAAGAAGGAUUAAUGGCAACUCUCACGAGGUUUUGCGCCGUCAUGGCAACACUCAUGGCGAUUCCUGCCAGUUCUGAAAGGCAGUUUCCAUCACCCGUGGCCAACGAAAAGGAGAGCAGUUACUGGUACAAUCUAGCCAAGAAUGAACUAGAGGAAGCCCUGGCCAAACCCAUCCUUACGAACGUGGCCAAGAACGUUAUCCUAUUUCUGGGCGACGGUAUGGGCGUAACAGCUGGAACCGCCGGCAGGAUCCUGAAGGGACAGAAGAAGGGAGUGUCUGGUGAAGAAGGAUAUUUAGUAUGGGAGAGGUUCCCUAACAUCGGUCUCAUGAAGACGUACAACCUCGACAAGCAAGUGCCAGACAGCGCCGGCACCGCCACAGCUUACCUCACGGGUGUCAAAGCUAACUACUACACCUUGGGCGUCAAUGGCAAAGUGAAGCUAGGAGAUUGUGCAGCCUCUCUCAAGCCCGAAAACAGACUGGAUUCCAUUCUUCAGUGGGCUCAGAACGCCGAUAAGGACACUGGUGUGGUCACGACGGCGCAGGUGACGCACGCUACUCCGGCCGGUCUCUACGCCAAGUCUGCCAACCGGAAGUGGCAGUGUGACUCCAAGAUCAUGAAGGAGGGUGGGGAGGCCCUCAAGUGUAAGGACAUCGCGCGCCAGCUGGUCGAGGACGAGCCUGCUAGGAAUAUGAAGGUUAUCUUCGGCGGCGGGCGUCAGGAGAUGGGCGCGCAGGUGUACCCGGACACAGAGGAGACGUGCCUGAGGAAGGACGGGAGGAACCUGCCGAAGGAGUGGCAGAACGACAAGGCCGCCAGAGGGAAGACCCAUGCCUAUGUGACCACGACGCGCGAACUGCGGUCUGUUAACAUCGAAGAUACGGAUUAUAUCAUGGGUCUUUUCGGCGAUGUCCACGUGCCUUAUGAACUAGACCGCAACGUUACCUUGGACGGAACACCUCACCUCAGGGAGAUGGUGGAGGUUGCCAUCAGGAGACUGAAGAGAAAUGACAAUGGCUUCUUCCUGCUGGUUGAGGGCGGCCGCAUUGACCACGGCCUGCACUACGGACAGCCAAAGCGCGCCCUCGAGGAGCUCCUGGCCAUGGAGGAGGCGGUGGAGGCGGCGAUGAAGAUGGUGAACAUGGAGGAGACACUUAUGGUCAUCACUGCUGAUCACUCCCAUGUCAUGACCAUCAACGGGUAUCCCGCAAGAGGCAACAAUAUUCUUGGCAAGGUUGAGUUCAACGAAGAUGUCACAGAUGGCAUGCCUUACACGACCCUUAUGUUCACCAAUGGCCAUGGGUUUAACUACACUUGGAACGGCAAGGAGGUGAUGCGCUUGAACCUCACUGGCGUCGAUACCUCAGGAAAUAACUUCGAGGCCCUCGCAGGAGUGCCAACCCACGAAGGCUCUGAGACGCACGGAGGGGAGGACGUGGCCGCUUAUGCCAUCGGUCCCAUGUCCCACCUGUUCCACCGCGUGCACGAGCAGAACUACGUUGCCCACGUGAUGGCCUACGCGUCGUGCAUAGGGCCCUACAGAGAAUGCGACCGCCCUGUACAAGCGCCCAAGAACGUGUACACCCACAUCAAGGGCCGCCAGAAGCACGUAGUUAUGUCGGGAGUGUCUGUCAACGUGGCUAGUUCGGUGUUGGUGGUGGUCGCUGCUCUUCUGCCUUUGUUUAGAUCGUAAUGGUUUAUGUGAAUGGGAAUUGUGCAUUGGU